Paramecium octaurelia is the source of this 252-nucleotide messenger RNA. The record is from the annotation of a GenBank genome assembly. NCBI's taxonomy places the organism in Eukaryota, Ciliophora, Oligohymenophorea, Peniculida, Parameciidae.
AUGCAAAACUUAACUCAGAGUCCAAUUAAACAUCUAAUUAUAGAAGGGGAUAAUAGUCCUGUAAAUUUUAUAGAUGACUUUGAAUUAUCGAGCCAAUCUUCCUAAAACAAUACAUUUAUCUAAUCAGCAAGGAAGAUUUCUGAUGGGGACAAUACAACAAGAAGAAAAAAGUUUCGGUCUUAAGACUUCACUGAAUAAUUAUACAUGUGGAAUGGCUACUUAGUGAAAAAAUUCGAACCGAAAUAGUUUUGA